Messenger RNA from Hypomesus transpacificus, 2640 nucleotides. RefSeq names its product gamma-glutamyltransferase 5a (gene ggt5a). Lineage: Eukaryota; Metazoa; Chordata; Actinopteri; Osmeriformes; Osmeridae. The record is from RefSeq and is a predicted model, not a curated record. Gene Ontology annotation, cellular component: plasma membrane. The transcript is spliced from 12 exons. Gene Ontology annotation, biological process: glutathione catabolic process; leukotriene D4 biosynthetic process; inflammatory response. Gene Ontology annotation, molecular function: glutathione gamma-glutamate hydrolase; leukotriene-C(4) hydrolase activity. Bases 93 to 1736 code for a protein of 547 amino acids.
UUAAGGGGUGGAGAUUUCUACCCAUCUGUUCAGGGGAGGUCUGAGACUAGACUUUUUAGUUUUAGUGAGUGCCGCAGUGGGAAUUGACAACUAUGGCUAGAUCAAAGGCUAGGUUAUACACAUGUUUAUCAUUAACUGUAUUAUGCGUUAUUAUUAUAAUAGUUUGUAUAGCUGUGUCUGUGAACCGCGGAUGUCCCGAGGAGGUGUAUAAACACGCAGCCGUAGCUGCAGACUCAGAAACAUGCUCAAAAGUUGGACGAAACAUCCUGCAGAAAGGAGGAUCUGCAGUAGAUGGAGCCAUUGCGACGUUAUUAUGCACUUCUGUCAUCCACCCACAGAGCAUGGGCAUCGGCGGGGGAUCUAUAUUCACAGUGAUGGAUAGCAACGGUGUUGUCAAGAUCAUUAAUGCUCGAGAGCGUGUCCCCAAGAAGUUGACAACGGACUUACUGAGCAAAUGUCCUCAAACAGGCAGCCUUUGGAUUGGUGUGCCUGGUGAGAUUCGUGGGUAUGAACAAGCCCACCGACUAUAUGGGAAACUGCCCUGGGCCAGUCUCUUUCAACCCACUAUCCAACUAGCUAGAGAGGGAUUUCCUUUACCCCCAAUCCUGGGACGUUUUGUCCAUUUAGCUGACAAGAACGAGACACCAGCAUUACGCCAGCUGUUUUCAGACAAGGAUGGGAACAUGCUAAAGGUUAACGAUACUCUGAAGUUUGAAAAACUAGCUGAUACUUUGGAGGUCAUUGCCAACCAAGGGGCAGAUGCUUUCUAUACAGGAAAAAUCGCUGAAAAUUUAGUCCGAGACAUUAGAGAAUCAGGCGGGUCACUGACGAUGGAAGACCUGCAGUCGUUUAAAGUCACAGUGACCGAUGCAUGGACUGUUCCCCUGGGAGAGUAUAAGAUGCAUCUACCGCCACCCCCAGCAGGAGGCGCUAUCCUCAGCCUCCUGCUCAAUAUUAUGAAAGGAUACAAUCUGGACGCCGCCGCAGUGAUGGGUGAGCAGAAGAUCCUCACGUACCAUCGCUACAUCGAAGCAUGCAAGUUUGCCAAUGGACUCAGGAAAUACAUACGCGAUCCUCAGUUCAAUCCAGAGGGGAAAGCAUUCAACUUCACAAAACAGAACUUUGCUGACCACAUCAGGAGUAAGAUCAGCAGUGACAGGAGUUAUGAUGACCCGUAUUAUGAUGUCACUCCAUAUGUGGAGAGCAUGGGGACCACACAUGUGUCUGUUCUGGCUGAGGAUGGGAGUGCAGUAUCUGUAACCAGCACCAUCAAUCACAUAUUUGGAUCAAAUGUCGUCUCUCCGAGCACUGGUGUCAUCCUCAACAACGAGUUGUCGGAUUUCUGUGGGAAGGCCGAACACGUCGUUGCUGGAGAGCAGCCCCCUUCUUCCAUGUCCCCUGUCGUGCUACAUUCCAAGUCUAAGACUCUGGUGAUUGGUGGUUCAGGUGGAAGCAUGAUCACCACUGGGAUGGCUUCGACACUUAUGUACCAUCUGUGGUUUGGAAAAAGCCUACAUGAGGCUAUUUCAACCCCUAUUGUCUUCGUGGACUCGAAAAACGCGGUGAAAUUUGAACCAGACUUUGACAAGUCAGUCAGCGAAGCUCUGAAGGCUCUGGGACACACAGUGAAGUCGCAGAAUUAUUUCUUCAACGUGGUCAAUGCCGUGAAGAAGGAGGAUGGGUGCAUUCAUGCUGUGUCCGAUUCAAGGAAGUUAGGCAAACCAGCUGGGUACUAAAUGUACUGCCAAACGAGGGCUUGACCAACCGCCGAAACCAGCCAGCCGACCGGAGCUAUUGCAUGGCUGUCAUACCACAGACAGAAUAUGAGACUUCCUUGUUCCUGUUUUAGCUGACUACCAGGUCGUGCCUUUAAUGAAAGUGAUGAGUGCUUCAACAACCCCCUAAAGGUCAACAGCUGGUGACACUGAGCUGCAAAUGGUACUGUGACAGUGUUUUAAAUACCAGGUUAUUUGUCCUUGUUCCGUGUGAUCUUUUAUUUUUAGUACUUGUAUAUGCUAUUACUGGAGAACCUGAUGUUCCACUGCUAUAAUGCAUCCAUCUUGUCGAAUGUAUGUACACUGUCUAGAAUUUGUAAUGUGCCAACAGAUGUAAAUUUUAAAUUUGUAACACUUUUGUUUAACUAGUAUUUAACAACAGCAGUGGCUCCCUCUUAAUUGAUAAUACUCAUUAGCAAUGGUGUUUUGGUGGUGUUUUAUGUAUAUCAAGUGUUUCAAACUUCUUGAAGUGAAAGCCUUGCCAAGGGGCUUACAGCAUAGAUGAAGCAUAUUAUAAGCGAAGCCUUAGCAGUUGCUAAGGGACUAUAAAAAUAAAAUUGUAUUGUUGAAUCUCAGCGGGGAAUCAGUGGGUUGGACGCCCAUAUUUUAUAAGCCGAGCUCAUCCCUAUUGAAAUCUACUGGGUAUUUUUGUAGUUCUGUGCCAUAUUUUGAAAAGAGCUGUCAGUGUGUUAUGUUUUGUACUGGAGCAAACGGAUCUGGGAAAGAUAAUCGGAUCAAAAAAUGACUCACAACCAAUACAAAGCUUUUUCCCAAUUCAAAGUUUUUGAAUAAUGUCAUCGUGGAUGUGUUCCUCUGACUUUCUGAUUCUAUCACGUGCCGAUAACAAUGAAUGUUUUCAUAUGCA